Drosophila melanogaster (fruit fly) is the source of this 822-nucleotide messenger RNA. RefSeq lists its product as uncharacterized. The record is from RefSeq and is marked reviewed. The transcript has 4 exons. Gene Ontology annotation, cellular component: extracellular region. Gene Ontology annotation, molecular function: peptidase activity; serine-type peptidase activity; hydrolase activity. The coding region runs from base 1 to 822 and encodes 273 amino acids. Gene Ontology annotation, biological process: proteolysis. Lineage: Eukaryota; Metazoa; Arthropoda; Insecta; Diptera; Drosophilidae.
AUGAAAAACACUAAGAUCUUUGUAGUGGUCGUACUUUUGGCCGCCAGUUCAGUAGUUGUGCUGGGCUCUGAAAGUGGCAGCUUUCUGGAGCAUCCGUGUGGCACUGUUCCGAUUAGCCAAUUCAAAAUUUUAGGAGGUCACAACGCCCCAGUAGCCAGCGCUCCAUGGAUGGCCAUGGUCAUGGGGGAAGGGGGAUUCCAUUGCGGAGGCACACUAAUCACAAAUCGUUUCGUACUGACGUCUGCACAUUGCAUAGCAAACGGGGAACUAAAAGUCCGCCUGGGCGUACUCGAGCGAGAAGCAGAAGCACAGAAGUUCGCUGUCGAUGCCAUGUUUGUCCACACAGAUUAUUACUUUGACCAGCACGAUUUGGCUCUUUUGAGACUGGCCAAGCGAGUGCACUAUUCAGAUAAUAUAAGUCCGAUUUGUUUGCUCCUGGACCCGCUUGUUAAAAACAUUGAUGAGCACAUUGUCAAGUUUAGAACCUACGGCUGGGGAAAAACCGAAUCGAGAUCAUCUAGUCGGAUGCUCCAGAAAACCUCGCUAUUUAACCUUCAUCGAUCUGAGUGCGCGAAGCAGUAUCCGCAUCAGCAGAUCAAUCGCAAUCAUAUCUGCGCGGAAAGUGCUAAUGCCAACACUUGUAAUGGAGAUUCCGGUGGUCCGCUGACCGCCAUCGUGACCUAUGACCAUGUCCAAAUGGUGUUCCAGUUUGGGGUCACCAGUUUCGGACAUGCGGACUGCUCCAAAGCCACUGUCUUUACAAACGUAAUGACCCACUUGGACUGGAUCGUUAAUACUGUACGCCGCGCAGAAAUUAUGUAA